CUUUGACUGUGCCUCAUUGAAUAACCAAGCUUUGUCGGCGUAGGUAGUGUGACUCUUCCUUCCGACUCAUCCUCCUCCUCCUCCUCUUCGAAUCUUAAUCUCUCUUCUCUUUGUUCUACUACAUUAUACAUCGCCAAACGAAUCACCUUUCCGAUAUCUACGCGACAACUCCAGACACCGUUGCAUACCACUCAGUGAAGAUUGAACAGCCAUGGCCAUCGCACUGUUCGGCAACCUAGGCAUUCGCGCCGUCCUGAUCAUCAGCGCCGCCGUCAUCAUCGGUCUCUCCGUCUACGUCCGCGACAUCUUCCAGCCCUACAAGGAGUACUGCGACUUCGAGAGCGUCAGCGGCUGCGACCUCAUCAACAAGUGGACCACCGGCAGCCGCUAUGGCAUCUUCGUCGGGGUCUGGGGCCUCCUCGCUGCUUUCCUGGGCAUUGCCGCGGGGUUCGUUUCCAGCGCCAUCGCCACCUUUGUCGCUGUCGGAGUUGAUGUGCUGGCGACGAUCUUCUACCUUGCGGGUGCAGUGAAUUUCACCGUCCUCUUCAACCAGGCCGACUUUGCCUUCAUGUGGAUCGGGUUCAUCCUCAGCAUCUUCGGCGCCGUCGUCAUCUUCCUGGUGCACCGCUCGAAGUAGAGGGACUCUUCUGCUAGGUCGGGCAGAAGAGGGCACGGGCGAUGAGAGAAAAGGAGGGACGACAUGGAUGAUCGGGAGUUUGGAUGAGGUUUGUGGUGCACACAUGAAC
Dissoconium aciculare CBS 342.82 is the source of this 746-nucleotide messenger RNA. RefSeq lists its product as uncharacterized. The coding region runs from base 212 to 637 and encodes 141 amino acids. NCBI's taxonomy places the organism in Eukaryota, Fungi, Ascomycota, Dothideomycetes, Mycosphaerellales, Dissoconiaceae. The record is from RefSeq and is a predicted model, not a curated record. The transcript has 4 exons.